Molecule: messenger RNA, 1617 nt
Organism: Penicillium soppii
Lineage: Eukaryota; Fungi; Ascomycota; Eurotiomycetes; Eurotiales; Aspergillaceae
Product: Zn(II)2Cys6 transcription factor
Exons: 2
Coding region: 1-1617 (538 amino acids)
Biological process (GO): positive regulation of transcription by RNA polymerase II
Cellular component (GO): nucleus
Molecular function (GO): zinc ion binding; DNA-binding transcription factor activity, RNA polymerase II-specific; transcription cis-regulatory region binding
Source: RefSeq, a predicted model, not a curated record
AUGCCACCAGAGCGACGUAUACAGCGAAUAGUCCGAGUAAGGACGGGUUGUUUAACAUGCAGAAGACGGAAGAAGAAAUGCGACGAGGAGCACCCUAUCUGCGGUGGUUGUCGGCGCAAUGAUUUGGGCUGUCAGUGGCCAGAUGUGCCUGGGCGGCGAGAUUCAGGCCAAAGAAACACACCGGCACAAACCCCUGAAGAGCGCCGACCGAGCCUUUUGGAAAGCAUCGAACCAUUCGAUGACAAUGUUAUCGCUGGGAGUCCCUUCUCGCAACGAGCGCCUUCUGUUGCAUCGAGUGCCGGUCACUCCAUGAUCCCCGGAGACCAGUUUGAAGACCCAAUGCAGGAAACAAAUCAAGCACGUCGCAUUUCAACAUCUACUCCAAUUACCAACACAAGUGAUGCUCUUAUGGCAUCUAUUUCCAUGGGAACUGUGCUGCCGCGCAGCCUGUCCAUGUUGCCUGGUUACGACGCCGAGUCUUAUCAGCUUCUUAGCCAUUACCUCGCCACAACGGCCGAUUGCAUGGCAAAUGGCUCAACGCCUGUCAAUCCGUUUCUUGUGCAGAUUGUGCCUCUAGCAUUUUCUAGUGACUUGCUCUUACAGCUGGUCAUUACUCAAAGUGCAGCUCACCGUGCAUUUCGAUCGCGGGAUGAUUCCGAUACAAUCGCCCACAGUCAUUACAGCAAAGCUCUUAAACACUUCCGCCGAGGAGUGACCGAUUUUAUCGAUGGGAAAGAGUCAAACCCUCUCAUGCUCCUGGUCGGAGCGCUUUUAAUGUGUUUUACUGAGACAGCAAAGGGCGACAUGAACGGAACAAUUUUCGAUCACUUGUCCGCGGCAAACUCCCUCUUAGUAAAACUGCUUGCACAAAGUGACUCAGCCGUGCCGCGCGAUCUAAAAGACUUCGUCAUCGAAUACUACACAUACACUGCGACCGUGAGCAUGAUCUCAAUCGAUGCCCGAUUUAGUGGGCAACUAUUCCUGAACCUUGAUCUUGAGGAACGGUCGCGCGAACUGCUGCGAACUCAAUAUGUAGGCAAUCUGUGCGGCUGCUGGCUGGAACUCUUGCUGUUGAUCCCGUGCAUCUUCGAUCUCGGCCGACAGUGGAUAAUGGACGAUUCGCAGGCGGUCGUUCCAACUGCCGAUGAAAUUGCCAUGUUCGCAUCUAUCCAAGCACAGGUUUUGCGCUGGUCGCCUUAUCCUAAUGUCCCGACGGAUGUCCACCUUGCUGGUCUGAUCUUUCAACAAGCCAUCCUCAUCUACCUCUACACCUCCCUCGGUGGAUUCCGAUACACCACAGAUGGAAUGUACAAGGGCUUGGUGGAUAACGCAGUUAACGAAGCCAUGUCUUAUCUUAACGACUUGUCGCCCCGCGCGCGUAUCAACUCCGGUCUCUGUUGGCCGAUCGCGUUGGUAGGCUCAUGCCUCCUCAACCCCGUCCAGCAAGAACGGCUACGAGGGCGAUUGAAUGAAAUGACGGAGAAAUUUGGUCUGGGUAAUAUGCAUCGAACACUCCUCCUUCUCGAGGCAAUGUGGCAAUUACCCGCAUCUGAGGCUGGGCCAUGGAAUAUUUGUCGGGCAAUGCAGCAAAACCAAAUAUGGAUUUCAUUCGCGUGA